Messenger RNA from Globicephala melas (long-finned pilot whale), 2027 nucleotides. RefSeq names its product olfactomedin 2 (gene OLFM2). Lineage: Eukaryota; Metazoa; Chordata; Mammalia; Artiodactyla; Delphinidae. Gene Ontology annotation, biological process: signal transduction. The record is from RefSeq and is a predicted model, not a curated record.
CCGAGCCCCCCCGGCCGGCCCCGGCCCCGGCCCCCCAGCUCGCGCUCGCUCCCCCUGGGCGGCUGGGUGGCAAGGGACCGAGCACCAGGCGGCGGGCGGCCGCGGGGCAUGAGGCGGGAGCGCGAUGUCGGUGCCGCUGCUCAAGAUCGGGGCCGUGCUGAGCACCAUGGCCAUGGUCACCAACUGGAUGUCGCAGACGCUGCCCUCGCUCGUGGGGCUCAACGGCACCGUGUCCCGCGCGGGCGCCUCCGAGAAAAUCACCCUCUUCCAAAGCCCAGAGGAAGGCUGGCAGCUGUACACCUCGGCCCAGGCUCCCGACGGAAAAUGCAUCUGCACGGCCGUGAUCCCCGCGCAGAGCACCUGCUCCCGCGAUGGCCGAAGCCGGGAGCUGCGGCAGAUGAUGGAGAAGGUUCAGAACGUCUCCCAGUCCAUGGAGGUCCUUGAGUUGCGGACGUACCGUGACCUCCAGUACGUGCGAAGCAUGGAGACCCUCAUGCGGAGCCUGGAUGCGAGGCUCCGGGCGGCCGACGGGUCCCUUUCGACCAAGAGCUUCCAGGAGAUGAAGGACAGGAUGACGGAGCUGUUGCCCCUGAGCUCGGUCCUGGAGCAGUACAAGGCGGACAUGAGGACCAUUGUGCGCCUGCGGGAGGAGGUGAGGAAUCUCUCCGGCAGCCUUGCAGCCAUCCAGGAGGAGAUGGGCGCCUACGGCUACGGGGACCUGCAGCAGCGGGUGAUGGCACUGGAGGCCCGGCUCCACGCCUGUGCCCAGAAGCUGGGCUGUGGGAAGCUGACGGGGGUCAGUAACCCCAUCACCAUUCGGGCCAUGGGGUCCCGCUUCGGCUCCUGGAUGACUGACACGAUGGCCCCCAGUGCGGAUAGCCGGGUCUGGUACAUGGAUGGCUAUUACAAGGGCCGGCGGGUCCUGGAGUUCCGUACUCUGGGAGACUUCAUCAAAGGCCAGAACUUUAUCCAGCACCUGCUGCCCCAGCCGUGGGCAGGCACGGGCCACGUGGUGUACAAUGGCUCCCUGUUCUACAACAAGUACCAGAGCAACGUGGUGGUCAAGUACCACUUCCGCUCGCGUUCCGUGCUGGUGCAGAGGAGCCUCCCUGGGGCCGGCUACAAUAACACCUUCCCCUACUCCUGGGGUGGCUUCUCGGACAUGGACUUCAUGGUGGACGAGAGUGGGCUCUGGGCCGUGUACACCACCAACCAGAACGCAGGCAACAUCGUGGUCAGCCGGCUGGACCCGCACACCCUCGAGGUCGUGCGGUCCUGGGACACCGGCUACCCCAAGCGCAGCGCCGGUGAGGCCUUCAUGAUCUGUGGCGUGCUCUACGUGACCAACUCCCACCUGGCCGGGGCCAAGGUCUACUUCGCCUACUUCACCAACACGUCCAGCUACGAGUACACAGACGUGCCCUUCCACAACCAGUACUCCCACAUCUCCAUGCUGGAUUACAACCCCCGCGAGCGGGCCCUCUACACCUGGAACAAUGGCCACCAGGUGCUCUACAAUGUCACCCUCUUCCACGUCAUCAGCACCGCUGGGGGCCCCUAGGGGCUGCCGUCGUCGCUCACGCAGCCACGUGAGGGCCACGGGAGCCCUUUCUACUCCGCCUGUGUCCUUCCAAAUUUAUCUUUCUGUCUGUGUCCUGCCCUCUCUCUCUCUCUCCCUCUCCCCUCUUGUACUGUUUUUUCUCCCUCCACCUUUGCGCCCAGCUUUCAUUCUCUGCUUCUGUUGUCAGUGCGUUUUCUCAGUAUUGUCUCUUCUUUAUUGAUCUCUGAUUUUGAUACUUCGCUUUCUGUUUAUUGAGCCCUCUCUAUCUUUUAUUCGAUGUGACUCUCCAGCUAUCUCUGCCUGUCUCUCUCCCUCCCUCCCUUCCCUCUUUGCGUCCCACUCAGUCCUCCUCCUCCUGGCUUCACGUCCCCUCCUCUCGACCCAAGGAGUUGAGUGCAUGGAUGUUUAUUUUAUUUACACCUUUUCUUUCCGGGUUGCUGGAAUAAACGGGACCUUUGACAUUUCA